Hemibagrus wyckioides is the source of this 2053-nucleotide messenger RNA. It is a transcript of the gene prkcsh, whose product is annotated as protein kinase C substrate 80K-H. Gene Ontology annotation, molecular function: protein binding; calcium ion binding. Gene Ontology annotation, cellular component: glucosidase II complex. The transcript is spliced from 18 exons. Gene Ontology annotation, biological process: N-glycan processing; liver development. The record is from RefSeq and is a predicted model, not a curated record. NCBI's taxonomy places the organism in Eukaryota, Metazoa, Chordata, Actinopteri, Siluriformes, Bagridae. The coding region runs from base 192 to 1790 and encodes 532 amino acids.
UUUCCACCAAUCAGAACACACCACCGCAGUGCACGUCAGCUCUCGCGCAGGUCGUUCCGGAAGUGGGUAAUGAAUGAUUAGCUCGAGUCGUUAUUUUCUUCACUUUGUUAAGCUUUGAUAAUUAUAAUAAUCCGAUUUUCUACAAAUCACAAACACCAUAUUAUUUAUCCUCGACGUCCUUCAAACUCAUCAUGAGCUGCACGCAUCUGCUGCUGGUGGUGGUCAUCCUGGCUGUGGGCUCAGCUGCGGCCGUGGAGGUGCAGAGGCCUCGGGGAGUCCCGCUGUCCAGACGGCAUUUUUAUGAUGAGAACAGUGCAUUCACCUGUCUGGAUGGCUCCCGUACCAUUUCUUUUGACCGAGUGAAUGAUGACUACUGCGACUGUAAAGACGGCUCUGAUGAACCAGGCACUGCUGCUUGUCCCAAUGGGAGCUUCCACUGCACUAAUGCUGGCCACAGACCCACCUUCAUCCCUUCCUCACGAGUUAACGACGGCAUAUGUGACUGCUGUGACACCACUGAUGAGUACAACAGUGGAGCCAAAUGUGAAAACACCUGCAAGGAGAUGGGUCGAAAGGAGAAGGAGGUUCUGCAGAAGAUGGCUGAGCUCACCAAAGAAGGAUUCCUCCUCAAACAGCAGCUUAUUCAGGAAGCUAAGAAAACCCAACAAGAAAAACAGAGCAAAAUGACUGACCUGCAGAAGAGUAAGAUGGAGAUGGAGGAGAAAGUGGAGAAUAUGAGGACCAUUAAAGAGACAGCAGAACAGCCAGAGAAGGAAGCCAAGGAGCGCCAUCUUAAGGCCUGGGAGGAACAAAAAGCAGUGAUCCGUGCGGAGAAGGACAAAGCUAAAAUGGCAGAAGCUUUUCUUGAGCUGGAUGAUGAUGCGGAUGGAUUUGUUUCACUUGCCGAGCUGCAGACGCAUGCAGAGCUAGAUUCAGAUGCAGAUGGAACUUUUUCCGAGACUGAAGCUCAGGGGGUGCUAGGAGGAGUUAAUCAGGUAGACACAGCAGCUUUUGAAAGUGUGUGGAACAACAUUAAGGACAAGUACGUCUCAGAGUCUCAGCCUAAGGAGCCAGCGCCUGUGGAGCCUCCAACAGAAGAAAGCAAGGAGCCUGUGGUGGACAACGACUCUGAGCCGUACCCCGAUGAUGACGACAUUCCAGAAGAAGAGGAAGAGGAUGUAGAUGAGGAAGAUGAUUAUCCAGAGGAAGAACUUGAUAAGGCUCCUUCCAGUAUCAAGACUCCAGAGAAGAUAGAGGAAGAAGACACUAUGCCACCUUAUGAUGCUGAGACUCAAGCUUUGAUUGAUGUCGCUCAGAAAGCCAGAGAUGACUUUGACGAGUCGGAGCGAGCGAUGCGUGAAGUGGAAGAUCAGAUCAGGAACAUCGAGAAAGAACUUUCCUUUGAUUUCGGGCCCAGUGCUGAGUUUGCUUAUCUUUACAGCCAGUGCUACGAGCUCACCACUAGCGAGUAUAUCUACAAACUCUGUCCAUUUAACCGUGUUUCCCAGAAACCUAAGUACGGGGGCUCAGAGACCAAUCUGGGGACAUGGGGAACCUGGGCAGGGUCUGAAGACAAUAAGUACCUUGUGAUGAAGUAUGAGCAUGGCACAGGGUGCUGGCAGGGUCCUAACAGGUCCACUACAGUAAAGAUGACCUGUGGGAAAGAGACGGUGGUCACAUCCACCUCGGAGCCAAGCCGCUGUGAGUACCUGAUGGAGUUCACCACACCCGCUGUGUGCCAGGAGCCGGCCUCCAUCGACUCUGCCCUGCCUGACCAUGAUGAGUUUUAGUGCUACAGUGACUCCAUCGAUGGUGCCUGCAGCCCAUAUGGCCUCUAAUCCUGUCAUUGGCAUUCUGCUCGCAACGCUGCCUCCUCUAGCCUUUGCUCCUACACCUCCUUUCCCUCCUCCCGAAUCCUCUCAUCUCUUUAACAAUGCCUUUUUGACAUGGAAAAUAUGACAUUUGCUCAGCUGAAGGAUUUGGAUGCAGUAUGGACACAAAUGAUGGUGUCUGCUAACACUGUAGAAAAGGCCAACAAAAAAAUCAGAAAAAA